Lineus longissimus is the source of this 1382-nucleotide messenger RNA. Its product is annotated as G-protein coupled receptor 52-like. The transcript has a single exon. Gene Ontology annotation, cellular component: membrane. Gene Ontology annotation, biological process: G protein-coupled receptor signaling pathway. Lineage: Eukaryota; Metazoa; Nemertea; Pilidiophora; Heteronemertea; Lineidae. The coding region runs from base 273 to 1304 and encodes 343 amino acids. Gene Ontology annotation, molecular function: G protein-coupled receptor activity. The record is from RefSeq and is a predicted model, not a curated record.
AAGCUGGAAUAAAUUAGAAUAGGAAUUAUUUUGAAACAUGGCUUUUCCAUAACGGUAACUGUUGACAUAUUAGAAGGAAAAAUAUCCCACAGGUUGUACUGGUGAAUUAAUCAGUGCUGACCCAAGUUUUCAAUUGAACUAUUCACAUUCGACUCAAAUUGAUUAGCUGAACGACAGGGACAGCACAAGAAUAUCUCUGCCUGCACUAUAGGCCAAGACUGCUACUGCAUUUGCAACUUUAAAAAUCAGAUGCUUUUGAUUACUCUAAUACCAUGAAUGACACAAAUGAAAGUGCGGCGUGUGGAGACAUAGGAUUACCGAUAUGUAGCAACCCGGUCGUAUACGCCGUCCUCAUCUUCCUCAUCACGGCCAUGAUCAUCGCCGGAAACAUUCUCAACCUGUGCGUGCUGAUCAUGACCAAACGAUUACACAACAACCCGGGCUACUUCAUGAUGAAUUUAGCACUCACAGACCUGGGCGCGGGUUUGGUUUUGCUGGUGAGAAGUAUACCAUUGUCCAUCCAAGGAAUGUGGCCAGUUUCUCAAUUGUCACGUGACGUGCACGGUUUCUUCGCACAGUUAUUCGUGGCCGUAUCAAUCGCGACAUUAUCGGCAGUUAGCUUUGAUCGCUACCUGUCGAUUUCAAAACCGCUACACUACCCAUCAGUAAUGACAACCAAACGUUGCAUACUUAUCAACGCAUUCUGUUGGGCAUUGAAUAUCGUGACAUUACUUGCACCGUUCCUUGGUUUUGGUGAGUUUAUGUUCAACCCGCAGACCUACGUCAGUCAUUUGAACUUCCCCAACAAUCUCUACAUUGUCAUCUACUCCUACACUCUGCAAGUUGUCCCAGGGAUGCUGGUCAUUUGUUUCUGCUAUGGGCAGAUCUACAGAAUCACCAAGCGCCAUAUCGCCGCCAUCAAUAACAUGUCAAAGCAAAUGAACCAAUCCGCACAUCAGCCGAAAGCGAGCAAAGCAAUCAAGACAAUGGCAGUGACUGUGCUGAUGUUUUUCAUUUGCUGGGUACCCUACUGCACUCAACAAGUCAUCUUAGCUCUACUCCCGGACACAAAAAAGAAAUCAACUCCUCAUGCUUUAGAUUUUACGCUAACGUGGUUGGCUAUCAGUAAUAGUUUCAUGAACGCUAUAAUCUAUUGUGUGACGUAUCGUGAGUAUAGAUUGGGUAUGAAACAAUUACUUUUAAAACUAUUCAGGAUAAAACCAGAGACUGAAGGUGACCCACAUUCCAAUAGCCAUGUGUCCACGGUUCCAGACCAUCCAGUGUCACGAAGACCCACGAGAUGACAUCAGACACUAACUUGGAUCAAACUCUGUAAUACCAAAUCUUUCACAGUUCUUUUCAAGAAUUUGAUACGAUCUCAA